GCCCCGCCCCCCGCCGACCACCCCGCAGGCCCCGCUCUCAGGCGUCGGCGCGCGGUGGAGGAGCGGGUGUGAGGCGCGCGCAGACUCAGAAGCCCACCGAGGGUGCCGCGCUGUGUGCGUGUGGAGAUAGUUCCUUAGCCCCGCGGCGCGACCCGAGCGCCCGAAGGCACGGAAGCGCUGACGUGUUUCUGAGGGAGUUUUAGCGGCGUUCCUUUCCCCGUGGGCGAUUACGGUUCUUUUUCUCCCGAGUCUCAAAGCAGACUCGCGUUGGCGGCAGUGUACGCGAGAGUAUCGUGCUUUACGGUUCUUACCACAGUGGAGGUUUGAAUAUGUGUGCUUGUUUUGUUUUUGUAAUCGGAGGGUGACAGGAUCAAGGAUCGUGAAGGUGGAAAACAACCCCUUUAGUUUACAGAUUUAAAAAAGAAAAAAAAAAAAAAAAGCGAGCCAUCUGGAGUGCUACUGGAUGUGGAACCUACGUUCUUCUGACGCGAUGCUGUUCUGUGACAGAUGUAACGUGACUGAAUCGCUCCCUGAAAUAAAGAACGUUCUGUAUAUGUUAAAGGAGUCUCAGGUCCCAGUUGGGUUUGUUGUUUUGUUUGCGUGUUUAUUUUUAAUUUGAUUCAGGAUCAGGAUGGGAAAAUCAGAACUCACGUUUGAGUGCCUGCUGUACGUGGCAUGUGCUAGGAAAUCUCACAUCCCUAACCUUGUAUAAUCCUUACCAUAUCUUGUAAGUCUAUUGAAGACAAUGAAGUAUAUUUGCCUAACGAUGAGAUUUGGACCUAUGAUAUUGAUAGUGGGUUGUGGACAAUGCACCUCAUGGAAGGAGACCUCCCUACCUCCAUGUCAGGAAGUUGCGGUGCUUGCAUUAAUGGAAAGCUGUACGUUUUUGGAGGAUAUGAUGACAAAGGAUACAGCAAUCGACUUUAUUUUGUUAAUUUGCGAACAAGAGAUGGAACCUACAUUUGGGAAAAAAUCACCAACUUUGAAGGUCAACCACCCACACCACGUGAUAAACUUUCCUGCUGGGUAUAUAAAGACAGAUUGAUAUAUUUUGGUGGCUAUGGGUGUAGGAGACACAGUGAACUGCAAGAUUGUUUUGAUGUUCAUGACGCAUCUUGGGAAGAGCAGAUAUUCUGGGGAUGGCAUAAUGAUGUUCACAUAUUUGACACAAAGACACAGAGUUGGCUUCAACCAGAAAUUAAAGCUGGUGUUCCACCGCAGCCGCGCGCCGCCCAUACGUGUGCAGUUCUCGGAAAUAAGGGCUAUAUCUUUGGAGGACGUGUUUUGCAAACUAGGAUGAAUGAUUUGCACUAUCUAAACUUAGAUACCUGGACCUGGUCUGGAAGAAUUCCUAUUAAUGGAGAAAACCCCAAACAUCGGUCAUGGCAUACUUUAACACCAAUAGCUGAUGAUACGCUUUUCCUAUUUGGUGGAUUAAGUGCCGACAAUACUCCAUUAAGUGAUGGUUGGAUUCAUAAUGUCUUAACAAAUUGCUGGAAACAGCUUACACAUUUACCUAAAACAAAACCCAGGUUAUGGCACACAGCCUGUUUGGGAAAAGAAAAUGAAAUAAUGGUAUUUGGUGGGAGCAAAGAUGAUUUACUUUCCUUGGAUACAGGUCAUUGUAAUGAUUUAUUGAUCUUUCAAACACAGCCUUAUUCGCUACUCAGGUCAUGCCUUGACUGCAUUGGUAAAAAUGCUAUAAUUUUAGAAAGUCAGAUAUCUUUAUUACCUCCUAAACUUCUCCAGCAAGUACUCAAAAAAAUAACAUUUUGGACUGCAGCUAAUCACCGAGAAGAACAAAGAGCCCAAAAAGAAGAAACAGAAAAUAAGCAUCCGUGGAUCAGUAGCAAUUAAGUUGUUAUAUAGUCUAUAUAGUUAAUAUGUUUAAACAUUGUAACCAGACUGUAUAUUUACCCCCCAAGUUGGAGGCUUUAUUUAGAAGAUAAAAUUUGAAACAAAAUUUCUAUGUUAGAGUGAUUGUAUGGCAUGAGAUAUAUAGGAAGAAGAUGUUAAUGGCAGAUUAAUUUAUAUUUAUAUUUGUAAAUUAAUUUCCUUAUAAGCUGCAGGAAAAAAUCUACUUUCUGAAAGUAAGUAUAAUUGUAAGAGACUUUAACUCACUGUGUCCUCUUUACUGGAAAGAUUAUACAAAUUUGAGGUGAAUAAGAAAUUACCCCAGGGACUUUAGGGAUUCCCCAACAUAAAGAUAGAUAUAUAAAAACACCUCAUACCGGCUUUCAGAAAGAAUAGAUUUUUCUCAAGUCACUUUAAAAUUACCUAAAGCUUCCCAUUAAAUAACUCAGCUAUUAAAGAACUUCUUUUUAAAUAACUCAUGGAGCUGGCCGACGUGAUAAAAUAGGCAAGCACUGAUGUGGGAAGAAUGUUGACCUCCUACCCUUUCAGCACUCCCCUAAGUAACGCAUUCUUCCUGACCUUCAUCUCAGCGGGGGAAUAAAUGUCUGCCGUCCUCUUCCUGUUGGCUCUGCGUUGUUAGUCUGUCCCAUUUUAUAUGUAUAUAAGGACCAUGUUUGAAAGUGUCUAAAGUGGAGAUUUAUUUAUCAUACAGGCUUUGAAAAUAUUGAGAGGCAGUAUAAUUAUUAACUUCUGAGACCGCUUAAAAUACAUUUUGCCUUGGGGGAGUACUUCUAAAGUAAUUUUCAAUAAAUAAUGAAAUGGGAUGAUAACCUAGUAAUUUGCCUUUCUAGAAACCCCUCAUUUUGGCCCACACCGUUCUACAGAGUUGGUGCUCAAGACCCAGGAUAUUCAAAAUAUGUUAUUUCCCCAUUUGUUUUCAAUAUUAACUGCCUGUAAAGAAAUGGACAUGAAUAUUUAUCUUUAUAUUCCUUAAAUAGUACUUUUGUCAUAAUUAAGAAGUUGUUCAUAUAUCACAGUCAUGCCUGUCCAUUGAAUUACUAAUAACAAGGAAUUACUAAAAACUUGGUAUAUAAAAUUACUCUCUACCAUACCACCAUGCAAGUUGACUCUGAAAUUUAAAAUGUUAGAGUAAAUAUAUUUCUAUGUUGAAGUGUAUGUAUAAUUUAUAACGAAAAUUACAGUAGUUUGUAGAUCUCAUUAAAUUUUAGAGAUAUAUUUUAUAUAUAUGUACUGUAUUUUGGAUGUGUAAAGCUUCUAUUUAUGUAUUGAAAUAUUUUGUGUUUACAUUUUAUUUAUUAUACAAACUAUAUAGAGUUACUAUUUUCCUAGUUUUGUUAGUGUGAAUCAGUCAUUAGAAUUGAUUGUGCAAACAAUAUUUCAGUGUAAGUGUUCAUUUUUUCUUACUAUUCUUCGGCGGAAUAACAGAUUUAGAAAGUGAAUCUCACAGGUAAUAUGGGUCUUAGAAGUAAUUAGUUUAUUACCAUGAACUUCAGUAUCAGCAUCAUAUAAGGAAAAAAAUAUCAAAACCUAUUACUGAUAGAUGACAUUGGGUGGGAUGAACACUUUUUUUUUUUUAA
This is a messenger RNA of Hippopotamus amphibius kiboko, 3452 nucleotides long. It is a transcript of the gene KLHDC1, whose product is annotated as kelch domain containing 1. Lineage: Eukaryota; Metazoa; Chordata; Mammalia; Artiodactyla; Hippopotamidae. The coding region runs from base 808 to 1857 and encodes 349 amino acids. The record is from RefSeq and is a predicted model, not a curated record. Gene Ontology annotation, molecular function: protein binding. The transcript is spliced from 13 exons.